Molecule: messenger RNA, 174 nt
Organism: Cetraspora pellucida
Lineage: Eukaryota; Fungi; Glomeromycota; Glomeromycetes; Diversisporales; Gigasporaceae
Source: the annotation of a GenBank genome assembly
AUGUCAAGUGUUAACGAGGCACAACAUAUUCUUAAUGAAUCAAAAGCUUUUCAUAAUUGCUUGAAAUUUCUUGAAAAUAUGGAAUCCAAAUUAAUGCUAGUUGAAAAUUUUGGUGAAGACAUUUUACAGCAUGAAAAAGGCAUACACUCCAUGAACAUGGAAGGAUGGCAAUGA